Penicillium daleae is the source of this 1482-nucleotide messenger RNA. Its product is annotated as gamma-glutamyltranspeptidase. The record is from RefSeq and is a predicted model, not a curated record. Gene Ontology annotation, biological process: glutathione catabolic process. Gene Ontology annotation, molecular function: glutathione gamma-glutamate hydrolase. Gene Ontology annotation, cellular component: plasma membrane. Bases 1 to 1482 code for a protein of 493 amino acids. The transcript has 5 exons. NCBI's taxonomy places the organism in Eukaryota, Fungi, Ascomycota, Eurotiomycetes, Eurotiales, Aspergillaceae.
AUGUAUAACAGCGGAAUUUCGGGAGGGGGAUUUGCCCUCGUUCGACUUCCAAACAACACAUACGAGAUGGUUGACUUCCGUGAGAGGGCACCGGGAUCUGCUAGCGAAAAUAUGUUUGUGAACAACAAGAAUGCGUCCCAAGUUGGGGGAAGAGCUAUUGCGGUUCCCGGGCAGCUACGUGGUCUUAAUCAUAUUCUGAAACGAUAUGGGAGGCUAAGUUGGCAAACCGUUAUUCAACCCGCCAUUGAGGUGGCUGAUAGCGGAUUUAUUUUUGGGCAUGACAUGGAGUGGAUGGUGAACUGGACAUUGAAAAACGCUCCAUUGUUAAAUCCGGCCCAGCCAAAUCUUUUUGUUCAGGAUCCAGCCUGGCAGCCGGACUUUGCUCCCAAUGGGAAACUUCUGAAGCGGGGAGAUAUCAUGACCAGGAAGAGAUAUGCAGAAGCUUUACGAAACAUUUCAAGGAACGGCGCCGAAGACUUUUAUACCGGUUCAACUGCCAAAACCAUGUUACGCGCAAUAAAAAACCACGGUGGUAAUAUGACGGAGAGAGAUCUUAUGGGUUAUUUCGUUGUCCACCGGAGGACACGACAGGUUCAAUACCGGAAUUACACCUUGACCAGCACAGUUGCUCCUAGCAGCGGGACAGUUCUACUCAACAUUCUUGAAGUUUUGAACAAUUACGACGACUUCUUCACAAAUACGUCAACAAGAGAUUUAAGUACUCAUCGGAUGGUCGAGGCCAUCAAGUUUGGAUAUGCUUAUAGAAACUCUUUCGGUGAUCCAGCAUUUGUUCCAAACAUUACCAAUCUGGAGAGCACGAUGUUAUCUCAAGCCCGAAUUCAAAAAAUCUAUCGUAACAUUGAUGAUAAUAGUGUUCACACGAACGUCAGCUUCUACGACCCUGACCAUAAGUGGACUCCAGAAUCGUUUGGUACGUCACAUAUGGUGACAGCUGAUAAGGAUGGCUUGACUUUCUCCCUCACCACGACGACAAACCUUCCCUUUGGUAGUCAUGUUAUGGUUCCUGAGACGGGAAUUACUUCUCUACUCCCAACACCACUAACGCAUUCGGCUAUCCUGCUAAUCCGAACAAUUUCAUCAAACCCGGAAAACGCCCUCUGUCCUCUAUCUCACCAAAUUGCCACCCGCGAUGACGGCAGCUUUGUAUUUGCCACCGGGGCUGCUGGGGGAAGCCACAUCCCUACCACAACUUUACAGACCCUGAUUCAUGCUUUGGAUGAACAUUUAUCGCCAAGCCUAUCCCUAGGUCGCCCACGCCUCCAUCACCAACUGUUCCCGAACUAUAUUGAAAUUCCAGAUACUUACAACAAUGCCACUGUCGAGUCUCUGAGAAAACGCAAACACGAAAUAAAGAAAGUGGACGAGUGGAGCUAUGCACAAGCGAUCUUUCGAUCCGAGCAAGGUCAAUUUAUAGCUGCAGCAGAGCCAAGACAGCUUGAGUCAGGGGCGUUCGCGGUCUAA